AUGAUUCACUCUCCUCUUAGCUCGGAUGUGAGUCCUUAAAGCAACAACAAGCCUCUUUCUGCAUAGAACAUUCAUAAUUGUGCGUACAAGCGUGGUGUAUAUAUCUGUGACUGCACACUGCAGCUAUCUGGGGGUGAAAGGGCCUUUUUAUAUCGUUGAGUAAUACCCAUUGUAAACAACACAUAUCUCUUUUUUUACCUGUAAAAUUCAACACUUGUUUACAUGUGAAUCACAUGAAUCAGUUGUAGCGGAAAAUUUCAAUGAACAGGAUGUUUAAAAUUUGAAUUUAACUCAAGACUUGGUUACAGCGUACAUACCAGCCACUGUGAAGAGAAAUGUUUCGUUGAAGAUUAAUUCCGCAGUAAUCACGACAUCAUAGCUUCCGUAAAUAUUAUCUAAAUAUACAUUGGAUACACUGACAAUACGUAUUAUAUAUUCUACAAUGACAGCAAAGUUAUAAAAUAUUAUCUAUUGCGGUAUUAGGAAGAGGGAAGUAUGUAAAUACAUGUAGUACUUGAAAAUCAAUUUUCGUUUCGACAGAAAAAAGUGCAAAUACAACAACAGUAUAUUUUUGUCCAAGACAGAUUAUAAGCGACUGCUCUCGUGUGAUGGGGUUGCCUUAAGAAAGCAGACACAGUCAUCUUGAAUCAAGGAUGCGGCAAAACGUCACAGUUUCCGCCUUCAGAGUUACUCGUUAGUGAUGUGUUGAUGUAGACUAGUUCCGGUGUUCGUGUGCAAGUUUGAUAACAAUACGUCUUCCAUUAAUUGUGUACCAGGAUAUUCGCUGACUUUGUGAUCACAAUAUUAAGGAUAUAUUCACAGUGUUUAGGAAAGAUGGACAUGUCGAUGGAGCUCCCCCCGCCCCCUCCGCCCAUCGUGAGUGAAGGGCCUGGCUCUCCUGAUUCUCCUCUACCCCCGCCUCUUGAUGGCCUUACGAUCCAAGACAGUCCGGAAAGUACCUAUUGUACCACCGAGGAUAUUAUCCACAUGCAACAGAAAGCGAACAAAGCUAAACAAGGAAUGAACCGAAUCUCGGAGAAAUACGACGCCGUGGAUAAAUUCGGUCCACAGGGCAGAAAAGAUUUGUCAGGCAGCAAGGAACGCCUGGAUAUAUCCGAGCCCACGCCUAGCGGGCCCGGCAGACCGGGACUCAAUGUGUGUAACUUUGCCGAGGGCGUGACAGAGGAGGAUUUACUUCAAGUGGACAUGUUUUAUCGGAGUCAUAAGACGGAGAUCUUUGUGUGUCAGUGCCUUGCCAAUCUCUAUUUCGGGAAAGUUAAAGGAAAUCAAGACCAGUGGAAAUUCGCAAUGACGGGUAUACCCGUCCUCGUUUUGGAUACCGGGGAUCAUCAUCGGAAACGGAAGUUACAAAUUGUCCUAGCAGAAAAGGGUACAGGCUUUCUUUUGUGGAAGGAUGAUAUCGACCACCUGUCCACGUACAAAGCCGAGCACCCGAACUUUCAUACAAUGUCUUUAUCCACCGACCACACAAGGCUGGCCGGUCUGAGUUUCGACCAUGCAGCCUCUGCCUCGGACUUUAACACCACUAUUGAAAAACUGACCUCCAACCCUGACGACGAACUCAUGAGUCUUAGCAAAACGAAACACAAAAGACAAAAAUCUGAGAAAAAGAAAGCAGGCAAAUACAAAGCACCGAAAAAGACCGAGAUCUCUACGCCAUGUUGUUUUGUUCACGUGACUAAAUUAGAACGACCCGCUAUUGACCUGACGGCGGACCAUAGCAUUAUUUCGGGUCCAAUGCACUUUGAAAAUGUUUUAGAACCACCCAACGGAGGGCAAAUGAAUUCCACUAGUGAUUCAAGUUCGGCCUAUUCUGAUGGAUUUAGUUCUCACUGAAGUUUUUGAAAGGAUAUUAAGCCAAAAUAAGAGAUUCAUUAAUACAAUCUUAGUUUAAGAACUUGAAGACAAAUUCUAUAUUUAAAUCCUAAUAUUUGAUGGAAAUUAAACAUUAAUAUAACAAAAUAUUUCGGAAUGAUAUAACUUAUUGCGAGUUAAUUUACUUGACGUAUAACAAUUAUUGUCCAAUGUAAAAUAUCGUGUACAAGAAUUGUGUAAUGCUGCGCACCAUUCAACCAAAGGUAAAUAAUUUUGAAUACUGUACUCCAAGUUCUAUAUAUAAAUUUACACAACGACUAAAAUCUAUUCAUUUAAAAAUUAAUUAAACAACAGCUUUAUUUGUACAUGUACCAAAAGCUCUGCCAUUCACAUUUAUUUUCAGAUCAUACACACUUCACAUCAAAUCGUUAGAAACGUAAUUAUAUAAACCAUGCAGUGAAGAAGCAUAACUCUAGAGAUAAAUGUCAUUCAGGAACGCUAGAUAAUAUAGAUUAAUUCAAUUCACUUAAUAAGCCUAACUAUUCAUAUAACUUCUGCAGAUACAAAUAACAAGCUAAUACAAGAUGAUAAAUAAAAUGUGAAUACCCGAUAUGAAUGGAUAACGUUGUGUUAGGAGACGGAUACUAUAUGAUAUUACGAAGAAUAAGACACAUUAAGAAUUUAAAAAACCGUUAUAAAAUGUUAAACAUAUUUUUCCAUAUGUUUAUAACAUAUCGGUUAGAUAUGGCCGAGAGGGUUAUUGUUAUUAUUGGUGCAUGAUGUAUUCUAUAUGUUUGCUGAAUAAAUAUUUUGCUUUA
This is a messenger RNA of Magallana angulata, 2654 nucleotides long. RefSeq lists its product as uncharacterized. Gene Ontology annotation, cellular component: nucleus. The transcript is spliced from 2 exons. Gene Ontology annotation, biological process: regulation of transcription by RNA polymerase II. NCBI's taxonomy places the organism in Eukaryota, Metazoa, Mollusca, Bivalvia, Ostreida, Ostreidae. Gene Ontology annotation, molecular function: DNA-binding transcription factor activity, RNA polymerase II-specific; RNA polymerase II cis-regulatory region sequence-specific DNA binding. The record is from RefSeq and is a predicted model, not a curated record. Bases 835 to 1857 code for a protein of 340 amino acids.